This is a messenger RNA of Cotesia congregata, 306 nucleotides long. Lineage: Eukaryota; Metazoa; Arthropoda; Insecta; Hymenoptera; Braconidae. The record is from the annotation of a GenBank genome assembly.
AUGCUUUCUUUGUCUUUGUCACCAAUUCCACCUGACAGUGUUCACAAAUUGCGACCAGGAGACAUUGAUGUAAUCGGCGGAUUGGGUGAUUCUUUAGUUGCGGCCAGUGGUGCAUUAGAAGAAUUUGCUAUCGGCACAUUUAUUGAAGCUCGAGGUGCAAAAUUAAAUGUCGCCUUUCCGGUAGCAGCUACAGAGGACGCUUUGCACCAAGCGAAGAUUCUUAUAAAAAGGAUAAAAAGUAAUAGUAAAAUAGACAUUAAGAAGCACUGGAAGCUUGUUACAAUAUUUUUCGGAGCCAAUGAUAUC